Molecule: messenger RNA, 1236 nt
Organism: Kwoniella shivajii
Lineage: Eukaryota; Fungi; Basidiomycota; Tremellomycetes; Tremellales; Cryptococcaceae
Exons: 4
Coding region: 1-1236 (411 amino acids)
Molecular function (GO): beta-phosphoglucomutase activity; sugar-phosphatase activity
Source: RefSeq, a predicted model, not a curated record
AUGUCCGUCUUCACCAAAUCAGCUUUCACAAUGUCCGCAUUGCCUUCACCGGCUACAUCUCAACCAGCAUCUGCUGCUCCAUCUAGAAGGGGUUCAUUUGCAGGUUUAGCUUCUGGACAAGUCACUCCCGUAGCUGAACCUCAUAUCGUUUCUAUCAAUGUUGAAUCAGUUCUGUUCGACAUGGAUGGUACACUCAUCAAUUCAUCUGGAGCUGUCGUAAAAGCCUGGAACUUGUUUGCUGAAAAAUAUCCUCUUGAUCUAGAUGAUAUCUUGAGAUCUGCUCAUGGUAUGAGAACCAUUGAUGUGCUCAAGAAAUGGUGCAAAAUUGACGACCCUGAAUUACUUGCCUCUGAGGUCAUCCGAUUCGAAACUGCCAUUCUUAACGCUGCUGAAGAACUUGCCAACUCAAACGGCGGCGGCGGUAUCGAAGUGUUACCAGGUGUCGCCAAACUCUUGGCAGAUUUAGGAUCUGAAGCCGAGUCAAGAAACGGUGAAGAGAAAUGGGCUAUCUGUACUUCAUCUACAUACUUCUACGCUGGAAAAGCCAUCCCAAUCGCCAAACUUCCAGUACCAAAAGUCUUUGUAACAGCGGACUCAGUCACCCGAGGAAAACCUUUCCCCGAUCCUUACCUCCUUGGUGCAUCAGGAUGUAACGCAUCACCAUUUGAAUCUAUCGUCGUCGAAGAUGCACCUACCGGUAUCCGAUCAGGAAAGGCAUCAGGUGCAUUAGUACUUGCCACAUGUACAUCACAUCAUCGAGAAGAACUCGAAAAGGAAAGACCUGAUUUCUUAGUUGAAGAUUUAUCACAUGUUACAGCACAAUGGGAUCCUACUACACAAACAUUCAACUUGAUAAUCGAACAACCCGUUGAUAGAUUCUCGACUCGACCCACACCUGAUGUAACACCCGUUAUAACACCUGCUGGAUCUCGACAAAAUUCAUUCUCUGGUGUAGGUGCCAGAUCAGGAUUUUUCGGUCAACAAUCAUCAAAUACAAAUUUCAAAUCAUCAGAUGAAUUAACAGGAAACGAUUCUGUUGUAGGAUCACCUGAAGCUUCCAGACCUGGUUCACCCACACCAGAGGAUGAAAAGAGGAUUGAAAUGGAAUUCCACAGAAGAGCAAGUCAAUCAGGUAACACUUUAUCGUUAGACGCAUUCAAAAAAGCUUUAGCCGGAAACGCAGCUAAAAGAAGAGCAAACUCUCAGUCUCAAGGUGAACUUGAUCAAGAUAAUUAA